This is a messenger RNA of Microtus oregoni (creeping vole), 2361 nucleotides long. Its product is annotated as vomeronasal type-2 receptor 26-like. The record is from RefSeq and is a predicted model, not a curated record. The transcript has 5 exons. Bases 1 to 2361 code for a protein of 786 amino acids. Gene Ontology annotation, molecular function: G protein-coupled receptor activity. Gene Ontology annotation, cellular component: membrane. Gene Ontology annotation, biological process: G protein-coupled receptor signaling pathway. Lineage: Eukaryota; Metazoa; Chordata; Mammalia; Rodentia; Cricetidae.
AUGUCUCUUUCUUUGCUUUGCCUCUUUCUAAUCUUGCAAUCUAUGUAUGCGUUAAUGAAAAUAACUAAUCAGAAGUGUUUUGAGUAUGGGAAGCCCACCACAUACUUGAAGGCUGACUUAAUCCUAGGUGCGUUUAUCCCCAUUUUCUUCACACUAGAAGGACCCAAGGAAAUCCAGAUAUUUUUUGAGAAAAAAGAGAAUCCACUAAUCAAAAGUUUAAUAGAGAAAUGGAAGAACUAUCAAUAUUUGCUGACCUUAUACUUUGCCAUUGAGGAGAUCAAUAAAGAUGCACAACUGCUUCCCAAUGUGACCUUGGGUUUCCACCUCUACAACGCUUUUGACUAUCACUACAGAACCUUAGAAGGACCUCAGAUGUGGCUGUCUGGAAGGAGUGAGUUUAUCCCUAACUACAAAUGCAAAACUCAAUACAAAGCUCUUGCAAUCAUUGCAGGAGUCAGGCCUGAAUUUUCUGCUGCAAUUGGAACACUCUUGGAACUCUACAAAGUUCCACAAAUCUCAUAUGGAAAUUUUGAUUCUGCACUAACUGACAAAGAUACAUUCUCAUCCCUUUACCAGAUGUCUCCAAAAGACACAGCACUAAUCCAAGGUGUGAUCUCUUUAUUGCUGCACUUUUCCUGGAAAUGGUUGGGGCUCAUUGUGUCUGAUGAUGUAAAAGGUAAGGAGUUCAUCUCUGACUUGAAAGCGGAGAUCGCAUUAGAAGAUAUCUGUGUAGCUUUUACAGUAAAACUCCCAACUAAUUGGAAGAUUCAGUUAGUAUCUGAAGUUGGGUUGCUGAAUUUAAAUCAAGAUACACAAGUAAAUGUACAUAUAUUCUAUGGUGAUAUAAAUGACAUAUUGUUUUUCUGUUUCAAAAAUGGACUCAUAUCAAACAGAAGGAAAGUGUGGAUCAUGACAAAGCCACAAUUAUUUCACUUGGAGUCUGAAUAUGAGUUAAAUAUUUUGAUGUACAUUUUUGGAGGAAGCUUUUCAUUUUCAAAAAAUGAAAAUAUUCCUGGCUUCAAGCACUUUAUCAAAGCACUUAUGCCCUCCCAAUACCCAGAAGAUCUUUACUUCCGUAAAUUCUGGAUUGACACAUUUGAUUGCACACCUCCUCCUUUACACUGUGGAAAAUAUAUACCCUGCCCACCAAAUAUAUCCCUAGAGACUAAAGAAGAAAAGGUUGUGAUGAUCACUUCUGAACCCAGAGUUUCCAUAUGGAAUGCAGUGUAUGCAGUGGCCCAUGCCCUCCAUAAAAUGCUUUUGAGUAGAACAGAAAUAGCACCUCACAAAGCGGCAAACAAGGACAGUCUUCUACCUUGGCAGACUCCUGAAUCUGUAUGUACACAGAGCUGUGGUCCAGGUUUCUGGAAAAUUCUAGAAGAAGACAAACCUAUCUGCUGUUUUUCUUGUUUGUUUUGUCCAGAGAGACACAUUUCCAAUCAAACUGAUCAGCAGGAGUGUAUCCCUUGCCCAAUUCAAGAGUACCCAAACCCUGAGAGAAACAGCUGCCUGCCCAAGUCAGUGACAUUCCUGUCCUUUGAUGACUCUCUAGGCAUGGCUCUGGCCUGCACAGCUCUGUGCUUGUCUGUCAGCACAGCUGUAGUUUUCGGAAUCUUUCUCAAGCACCAAGACUCACCCAUAGUUAAGGCCAAUAAUCGGACUCUCAGCUUCAUCCUGCUCAUCUCCCUCCUCCUCUGCUUCCUGUGCCCAUUUCUCUUCAUUGGCCAGCCAAACACCGCCUCUUGCAUAUUGCAACAAAUUACAUUUGCUCUGGUGUUCACUCUAGUUCUUUCCACUGUUUUGACCAAAACUGUAACUGUAAUUUUGGCCUUUAGAGCCAUGACACCAGGAAAAACAAUGAGAAGACUCUUUGUCUCAGGCUUCUAUAAUUCUGUCAUCCCCAUCUUUGUCCUGAUCCAGUUUAUUCUCCUUGGAGUCUGGCUGGGAACCUCGCCUCCCUAUAUUGAAGAAGAUGUACACUCUGAACAUGGUCACAUCAUCAAUUUGUGCAACAAGGGUUCAGUCACUGCUCUCUACUGUGUGCUGGCAUUCUUGGGGAUCCUGGCCCUAGUCAGCUUCUCUGUUGCUUUUCUAGCAAGGAACCUGCCUGAUACCUUCAAUGAAGCCAAAUUUCUGACAUUCAGCAUGCUGGUGUUUUGCAGUGUCUGGGUCACCUUCCUCCCUGUCUACCACAGCACCAAGAACAAGACCAUGGUGGCUGUGGAAGUCUUCUCCAUCUUGGCUUCCAGUGCAGGGCUGCUAGGGUGCAUCUUUUUCCCAAAGUGCUACAUAAUACUCCUAAGACCUGAUAAGAACUCUUUGAAAAGUUUUAAGAACAAAACACGAUCUAGGAAAAACUGA